CUUUCGCAAAACUGUUGCGCCAGGCCGGAACUCUUUUAGGUCUGCGCUUCGCAGCUCCUGUAGCUGGCCGCCUGCGACGGGGCCUAGUUUGCGGCGGCGUGCAACGCACCGGAGCGAAGAUGUCUGAGCAAAUUGAGAAGGAAAUCCAGGAGGCUCAGGAAGCCGUUACGAAGCAGGGCGACACCGUCCGCUCCUUGAAGGCUAGCCUGAAGGAUGGCAAGGCUGAGAAGGCUGAGGUCGAUGCUGCUAUCCAAAAGCUUGCCGAGCUUAAGAUAACCCUGGAGGCAAAGCAGAAGGAGUUUGAGAAGGCGACGGGCAAGGUGUCCACCCAGAGCAAGGAGGCUCUGCGUGCUGCCCUGGCGGGUGUGUUGGAGCGGCGCAUGUUCUACAUCCCCUCCUUCAAGAUCUACGGCUCCGUGGCGGGCUUCUACGACUACGGCCCGCCGGGCUGCGCCAUCAAGCAGAACAUGACGCAGGUGUGGCGCAACCACUUCGUGCUGGAGGAGAACAUGCUGGAGGUGGAGUGCCCCGCAGUCACCCCCGAGGUGGUGCUCAAGGCUUCCGGCCACGUGGACCGCUUCACGGACUUCAUGGUGACGGACGCGGUGACGGGCGAGUGCUUCCGAGCUGACCACCUGCUGGAGGGCCACCUGGAGGCGCUCCUGGAGGACAAGAAGAACCCGCUCAGCCCCGAGAAGACCAAGGAGAUCCGGGAGCUGCUGGCGGGAGUGGGCGAGCUGAAGCAGGACUCCAUGGCGGCAGCGCUCAAGGAGUACAACGUGCGCGCCCCCGGCACCGGCAACGAGCUGUCUCCCCCCUUCCCCUUCAACCUCAUGUUCAAGACCUCCAUCGGACCCAAGGGCGACAUGGUGGGCUACCUGCGGCCCGAGACGGCGCAGGGCAUCUUUGUCAACUUCAGGGACCUGCUGUACUACAACGGCGGCAAGCUGCCCUUCGCCGCCGCCCAGAUCGGCAACUCGUACCGCAACGAGAUCUCACCGCGCGCAGGACUGCUGCGCGUGCGCGAGUUCACGCAGGCCGAGAUCGAGCACUUUGUGAACGGCGACGACAAGUCGCACCCCAAGUUCGAGUCCGUCGCGGACCUGCAGCCGCUGCUGUACUCGCGCGCGCUGCAGAUGGGCGAGGAGAAGAAGGCGGCGCCCAUGUCGCUGAGGGAGGCGGUGUCGCGGGGCAUCAUUGCCAACGAGACGCUCGCCUACUUCAUCGGCCGCACCUGGCUGUUCUUCUGCAAGGUUGGCGUCAACCCCGCCCGCAUGCGCUUCCGGCAGCACCUGCAGCACGAGAUGGCGCACUACGCCACCGACUGCUGGGACGGCGAGGUGGAGACCACGUACGGCUGGGUCGAGUGCGUGGGGCUGGCGGACCGGUCGGCGUACGACCUCAAGGCCCACUCCGGCAUGUCCAAGAUCGACCUGACCGCCUUUGAGAAGUUCCCCGAGCCGCGCAUGGAGGAGGUGGUGCGUGUGGCGCCCAACAACAAGCAGCUGGGCGCGGUGUUCAAGAAGGACCAGAAGGCGGUCAAGGAGGCGCUCGAGGGGCUGAGCGACACGGCGGCGAUGGAGCUCAAGGCCAAGCUGGAUGCCGGCGAGGCCUACACGCUCACCACCUGCGAGGGACAGAGCUUCGAGAUCAAGCCGGGCAUGGUGGAGAUCAAGAAGGUUACCGAGAAGGUGACCGGCAAGACCUACACUCCCAGCGUCAUCGAGCCCUCCUUCGGCAUCGGCCGCAUCAUGUACUGCAUGUUUGAGCACUCGUACUACACCCGCGAGGGCGACGAGACCCGCGCCGUGAUGGGUUUCCGCCCCGUGGUCGCCCCCACCAAGGCCACCGUGUUCCCGCUGGUGCAGAAGCCCGCGCUCAACGAGCUGGCCACCCGCAUCAGCCGCGACCUCACCGCGGCCGGGCUGUCCAAUCUGAUUGACACGACGGGCAACACCAUUGGCAAGCGCUACGCUCGCACGGACGAGAUCGGCGUCCCCUUCGCCAUCACCGUGGACUUCAGCAGCAUUGAGGGAGACGGCUCCGUCACCCUGCGGGAGCGCGACUCCAUGGCGCAGAUCCGCGUGCCGCAGUCCGAGGUGGCGGGAGUCAUCCGGGCGCUGGUGGACGACCGCACCACCUGGGCCGAGGUGGCGGCUAAGUACCCCGCGCAGAAGGCACAGGCUGACGACGAGUAGAAGUCGGCGCCUCAGGACUUGUGGCGGGAGGGUCCAAUCCCACUCGGGUUGCAGUGGGUUCAUCAGUCCCAUGGGUCGAGCAAGAGUGCUAGCUAGGUAUGUAGCGGCCUGUGUCUGCUUUGUUGUUUCCGCUUGCUACGGCAGGAUGCUACGGCAUGCGUGCAGGAUGAAAGGGGUUCUGCAAGGUGUAUUGGUGGUUUGAUGGGGGCUGCUGAAGGUGCAGUUGGAGCUGCGUGGCUGGUAGGGAG
Messenger RNA from Astrephomene gubernaculifera, 2446 nucleotides. The record is from the annotation of a GenBank genome assembly. Lineage: Eukaryota; Viridiplantae; Chlorophyta; Chlorophyceae; Chlamydomonadales; Astrephomenaceae.